AUGGAUAUUAGUACCAUAAUUUCAAUACCAAAAACACCACCAAUACAAACACGAACACUACCAAUAAUAAUUACCCAUCAUUAUUUAAAUGAAGGUCAGACUGAUGAUAAUAAUUUGGCACAACCAUUACCCCUUCCCACACCACCAUUUAUUAUAUCACCUAUUCUUAACUCAAUAAACAAUAUUCCUCCAAAUAAUAAUGAUACCAAUAAUAAUAAUAAUAAUAAUAAUAAUAAUAAUAAUAAUAAUAAUAAUAAUAAUAAUAACAACAAUAAUAAUAGUGAUAACAACGAAACUAUUUGGUUACUAGAAAAAAAACUAAAAGAAUCAAAUCAAUUUAGGGAUAUAUUAAAUUCAAAAGUUAUUGAACUUCACAAAGAAAUACAUAAAAAGUGUAUUUUAUUAAAUAAAUAUAAAGAGGCAUUAAAGUCAUUGUUGGAGGAUGAAAAUAACAAUUCUGAUAUCUCAAACCCUUCUUUUAAUAGUUCACCAUCUCGAUCUCGAUCAACCUCACCAUCUCAAUCUCGCUCAAACUCAAGUUCAAAAUCAUUUCCUAGAGAAAAAUCAAGUUCGCCUAAUAAUAAAAGAAAAUUAAAUGAACUAAUAGAGAAUAAUGAACAAAGUGAUCAAAGUUUAGUUUUCCAUAAUAUAAAUAAUAAUAAUAACAAUUCAAAAAUAUCAAAAAAAAAACGAGGAUGUUGUACUUUAUGGACCAUUGAAGAAGACUUAGAGUUUCAAAAUCAAUUUAUUAUUCAUGGUAAAUCUUGGAAAAAUUUUAUCAUCCCAACAAAAAAUAGAGAACAAAUCCAAAGGCAUGGUCGAUAUCUUAUUAAAAUCGGUAAAUUAGUUACCAAAAAAAAAUGA
Molecule: messenger RNA, 864 nt
Organism: Dictyostelium purpureum
Lineage: Eukaryota; Evosea; Eumycetozoa; Dictyosteliales; Dictyosteliaceae
Exons: 1
Coding region: 1-864 (287 amino acids)
Source: RefSeq, a predicted model, not a curated record